UCUAUUUUAAAGUUCCCUUUCAACGAGAUAUCUCUACUCCUCUUCCACAUUUUACAUUACAGGCAAAAGAGUGUGUUAUUCAUCCCCUCCCAAUAUGGUGGAAAAAAAAUCAAACCAAUUAGAAGAGUUCACUAAUUUUAGUUCGGAGAAAGUAGUUGAAGUGAAAGCUUUUGAUGAUUCAAAAGAAGGUGUUAGAGGUUUGGUGGAAUCUGGGGUGUCAAAGAUCCCACGCAUUUUUCAUACUGGGAAGCUGGACAUCGAUGAAAACUCGGUUAGAGACGUCAAGUUGAGUGUUCCCAUUAUAGAUCUCAAAGACAUACACAACAAUCCAGCUAGGCGGGUAGAGGUAAUUGGCGAAAUUCAAAAUGCAUGCCAAGAAUGGGGAUUUUUUCAAGUCAUUAAUCAUGGAAUUUCCGUUAUUGUCUUAGAUGAAAUGAUUGAGGGAGUCCGUAGGUUUCACGAACAAGAUCCGGAUGUAAGGAAAGAGUUUUACACGCGUGAUUCAAAUAAAAACGUCACGUAUUUCUCAAACGUCUCCCCUUUUAGUGGCCAACCUACAAAUUGGAGAGAUUCAUUUGGCUUUGGUGUUGCUCCUGAUCCAUUCAAACCAGAAGAAAUACCAUUAUUAUGCAGAGAUAUUGUGAUUGAAUAUUCCCAAAAAAUUAAUGAUUUGGGUUUCACUAUCUUUGAGUUGUUGUCAGAGGGACUAGGACUCAACCCUUCCUACCUCAAAGAUUUUAAUUGUGCUGAAGGACACUAUAUUUUGGGUCAUUAUUAUCCACCAUGUCCUGAACCUGAACUAACUUUGGGCGCUUCCAGUCACACUGAUGCUGACUUCAUCACAUUACUUCUACAAGACCAUAUUGGUGGUCUUCAAGUUCUUCAUGAGGAUAAAUGGCUCAAUGUUCCUCCAGUUCAUGGUGCUCUUGUUGUAAACAUAGGGGAUCUUCUACAACUUAUCACAAAUGGCAGGUUUGUAAGUGUUUAUCAUCGAGUUUUAGCAAAGGACAUAGGCCCGAGAAUUUCUGUUGCAAGCUUCUUUGUGAAUUCCCCUGACCCAAUUAAAGGUGAAUCAAAGGUUUAUGGUCCUCUUAAGGAAUUGACUUCAAAAGAAAACCCACCAAUCUACAAAGAUAUUACUAUAAAAGAGUUUUUAAACCAUUAUUAUGCAAAAGGCCUGGAUGGAAAUUCUUCCUUGGAGCCAUUCAAGUUGUGAGUACAACACAAGAAGAUAUUUUUUAUUUUCAUGGAGCUGGCCACAAUCUGUUUGAAUAACAAGCCUCAUUUUCUGCUAUAAGCAUGCUCUAUAUGUAUCAAAUUUUUAAGAUUGAAAUAAAUGAUUUAUCUAUGCUUGUUG
Vicia villosa (hairy vetch) is the source of this 1357-nucleotide messenger RNA. Its product is annotated as 1-aminocyclopropane-1-carboxylate oxidase homolog 12-like. The coding region runs from base 95 to 1216 and encodes 373 amino acids. The transcript is spliced from 3 exons. The record is from RefSeq and is a predicted model, not a curated record. Lineage: Eukaryota; Viridiplantae; Streptophyta; Magnoliopsida; Fabales; Fabaceae.